Molecule: messenger RNA, 394 nt
Organism: Racocetra fulgida
Lineage: Eukaryota; Fungi; Glomeromycota; Glomeromycetes; Diversisporales; Gigasporaceae
Source: the annotation of a GenBank genome assembly
GAUACUCCUGUCACACAAGUUCUUGUUGAGAGGCAUUUGAAUCAAAAUAAUUCGGAAGUAUCGAGUAUUGAACUAGAUUCGGAAGUGUCGAGUAUUGAACUAGAUUCUGAAUUGUCGAGUACUGAACUAGAAAGUUCUUAUAAAAAUACAGAUAUUCCUGUCACUCAAGUUCUUGUUAAGAGGAAUUUGAAUAAACAAAAUUCGGAAGUGCCGAGUACUGAACUAGAAAGUUCUUAUGAACAUACGGUAGCUUUUGAGUUAUUUUUUUAUUGUCAAAAUAUUGUAGAGCGGAUAACUUAUAGUUUAUUUAAUUUCCAGGAAAUUCCUGUAACUCAGGUUCUUGUUGAUAGGGAUUUGAAUCAAAAUAACUCGAAACUAUCAAGGCGUGCUUCUA